Stylonychia lemnae is the source of this 1179-nucleotide messenger RNA. The record is from the annotation of a GenBank genome assembly. Lineage: Eukaryota; Ciliophora; Spirotrichea; Sporadotrichida; Oxytrichidae.
AUGGAGUCAAAAUCUUUCUAGUAAGAUUAAGCUCAAGAAGUUAAUUAUGAGUGCAACAACAAUUAGAUAUGGGUGAAAACUUUGGAAAAUAGUGACCUAUUAUUCAAGUAUUAUGAUCCUAAUGUGAAGGAGGAGAAAGAUGAUAAGAAGAUAAAGGAUGAGUAGAUAUUUCCUAAAACUUCGACAAUACAAAAAAUCAAGAAAUUCACUAGCUUGAAGCAGAAAAUAGCAAAAGAGGCUCUAAAUCUUGAGAUCGACACACCGGUAUAUGUGAACACAUACAAAUAGUAUGGAGUCAUUAGGAAAGUGAUAAAGGGUUAAGUAGCUGGUGAAUCUGAAGUGGAUAGUAAACUUUAGAAAGAAGAGAAGGCAAUUUAAUAUGAAGUUAGACUGUCGACAUCGCUUGAAAAUGUGCUUGCUGAUCCUUCAGACUUAAAAAGACUUAUUACUAUUAGAAUCAGAAUGCAUUCUUCAAAAGGAGGAGAAGAGUAAUAUAUCUAGAUGUAGGUGAAGGUAGAUAGCACAGUUGUAUAAUUAUUGUAAUACAUUUCGCAAAUCGCAUAAGUACCUCCCAACUUUAUCAACUUAUAUCACAAAAAGAAACGUCUAUCUAAUUCUGACUAGCUGUAUAAGGAAAACAUCAUCGACAAUGAUAAAUUACUUUGCCUUCAAGGAUAGGGGGAUAUGCACGUCUAUCACAGAUUCAAAGUAGUUUCAUCCAGUGGUUGGUGCUACUCUCAGACAUCAUGGGAUGCAAUUACAUGGAGACCAAAUAGAACUAUCAUGGUAGCUGGUUUUGGGGCUUACGGAUUGACUUCUGGUCAGCAAUCCUACUUCGUUAGAUACAAAUACAUUGUGUAGAAUGCUCCAAGUGACGAAUUUGUAGUUGAGGUAUCAAGCAAUGAAGUAGAUGAAUAACUAAAAAUAUACCCCUUGAUGUUUGAGGGAGAGAUGAUAGAGGUUCCAGCUGGAACUGACUUUACAGUAUAAAUGAGAGGUUAUGGAGCCAACAAUAAUUUUAGAGUGAGAGGAUACUACGGUUAUAAUGGCAACUCCUAUAAAUCCUUUGAUAAUCAGGACAGAGAUCUAUUUGAAAUUACCUACUCCAAUCUCAGUAGUAAUGGUACAGGAGUAGAUAGCGGGCAAAUACCUUCGCUUUACUACUACGUUGUAGGAUGA